This is a messenger RNA of Erigeron canadensis, 2289 nucleotides long. RefSeq lists its product as uncharacterized. The transcript has 4 exons. NCBI's taxonomy places the organism in Eukaryota, Viridiplantae, Streptophyta, Magnoliopsida, Asterales, Asteraceae. Gene Ontology annotation, molecular function: nucleic acid binding. The record is from RefSeq and is a predicted model, not a curated record. Gene Ontology annotation, biological process: DNA integration. Bases 1 to 2289 code for a protein of 762 amino acids.
AUGGCUGAGGUGUUAGAUGAAACUGUUAUGCCUAACUUGGAUGGUUAUGAACAAGAUGUUACUGUGUUUGGCACACUUAUAAGUAAGCUUGACUUUGGUGACCCUCUGUACUUGCAUACUAGUGAUACUUCUGGAACACCAUUAAUUAACAUGAAACUAAAAGGCACUGAAAAUUACAAGGUCUGGUCCUGUGCUAUGGAACUGGCUCUUGAAACAAAAAAUAAAAUUGGUUUUAUAAAUGGUGAAUGUGAAAGACCUUAUGAUAAUGAAAUUUUGGCUAAACAAUGGGAUAGAUGCAACUAUGUUGUGCUUACUUGGAUUUUGAACUCUAUGUCUGAAGAAGUAUAUCUGGGUCAAAUCUUUUCUAGAAAUGCUGCUACUGUUUGGCUUGAGUUAAAGGAAACUUAUGACAAGGUUGAUGGUUCUGUCAUCUUUAACUUACACCACAAAAUUAAUUCUCUGACUCAAAAUGGAAGUCCAAUUUCUGAUUAUUAUCAUAAACUUAAUUCUUUAUGGAAACAAUAUGACUCUUUGACAAGACUUCCAACUUGUGUUUGCAAUGCUUCUGCUGACAUUAAAACCUAUAAUCAGAAUCUUAAGUUGAUGCAAUUUCUUAUGGGUCUUGAUGAUGCAUAUAUUCCUGUCAGGAGUCAACUCUUAAUUAGGGAUCCUCUUCCCACUGUAAAAGCAGCUUUUGCCAUUAUUUCAAGGGAAGAGUCACACAGAGGCAUCACCUCUGUUGAAACUUCUCAGAAACCUCAAAAUUCUGCAUUUUCUGCCAAAUUUUCUGAAAGAAAAAAAUUUCCUGCAAACAAAACUCAUGAAAACAAGUUUUUUGAAAUGAGAAGAGGACCUAAUCCAAAUCUAAAGUGCACUAGAUGUGAUAAAAUUGGGCAUACUUAUCCCAAUGCUUUUAAUAAUAACAAGUUCAGUAACAAUGGUUUUUCAAGAAAGACUCCUCAGUUCCCUUAUGUCAAAAAUUAUUCUAGCAAUCAAACUUCUUCUCAUAUAGAACCACAGGGUGGUACUGUUUCUCAGUUUGGAUCAAAUUCUGCUGGUGGAACCUUUUCUCCUAAUCUGCAGUUCACUGAUGAGCAUGUCUCUCAAAUUCUAAAAAUGCUCAAUGAAAACUCUCUUUCAAAACAACCUCAAACAAAUAUGGCAGGCAUGUUUAAUGUUGAAGAUGUAUCUACUCUUGACCUAACUGUUGGUCACCCAAAUGGCACAAAAGCCAGGGUGACAAAAAUUGGAAACUUGAAACUAACUAAGUAUAUAACCUUAUUUGGUGUCUUAGUUGUUCCUGAGUACAGAGAUUUGAUAACCAAGAAAACUCUGGGGACUGGUAGACAGUCUAAUGGUCUUUAUUUGUUUGAUGAAUGUGAAAGUGGUAAGAUAACUGCUACAUGUUACAAUACUAUAUCUAUGUGUUAUAUUUCUAAACAUGUCUGGCAUUGUAUAUUAGGACACCCUGCUAAUCAGAAAGGUAUAAUCCACCAAACCUCUUGUGCUUACUCACCUCAACAGAAUGGGGUUGUUGAAAGGAAACAUAUACACUUGCUUAAUGUAGCAAGAGCUCUUAUGUUUCAAGGGGGGUUACCUUUGAAUAUGUGGAAUGAAUGUGUGCUAACUGCUUGCUAUUUAAUCAACAGGUUACCCUCCUCUGUGUUAAAUGGAAAAUCACCAUAUGAACUCUUUUUUAAAUCUCAACCUAAUCUCUCACAUUUUAAGGUAUUUGGUUGUCUUUGCUUUGCAACAAUAUUAAAUAAUUUUGACAAGUUUAGUAGUAAAUCUGAGAAGUGUAUCCUGCUUGGGUAUGCUAAUGCUAAGAAGAGGUAUAAACUUCUAAGCAUUGAACACAAUAACAUUCUUUAUUAUAGAGAUGUUAAGUUUUAUGAAAAUAUAUUUCAUUUUAAAUUGAAGGGUAACAAUAAGGUCACUUCUGAUAGUGACAUGUUCAAUAAAAAUCCUUUUGAUUCCAGUUUAUUUGAAAAUCAAGACAUACCAAAUACCCACACUCCCUAUGAUGAAAUGAGAGACCCUGAGAAUGGUGAUGGCAUUGCAAACAAUCAUGAUGACAGCCACCCCUUGGUUACCCAUGAUCAGGUUCAUUCUGGCAGUCCUAAUUUGACCGCCAAUGCCACAAUGCAAAACCAUAUGAUGAAAAUGAUACUUCUGAGGGAAAUAAUGAACUUCCAAAUGUUUCUAGUCCUAAUGGUGAUGUUCCAUUUAUACCAAGAAGGUCCAAUAGGACCUUCAAGACUCCAACCAAAUUUAAUGAUUUUGUGUUAG